GCAGAUGUAUUGCCUCCAAUACAACAAGCUGUCCAAAACAGCAAUUUCAUAACCACCAGCAGUUCUUUGAGGCCGUUAAUUCACGUCACACCAGUUCUUGACAAAGGUAUUGCUUCACAAGAUGAUUUUGGCAGCAUCCAGUCUUCUGAAGGAAGUAUAUCAGAAGAAAUGGGUCAUGAUUCAAAAUCACAGUAUCCAAGACUUCAGUUAACAUCUAAAGAGAAACAUCUUCUUGAAAAAGAAGGUGUCCGACUGUCUUCUCAUUAUCCUCUCACAAAAGAUGAAGAGCGUGAACUCAAAAAGAUUGGAAGAAAAAUCCGUAAUAAGAUAUCAGCACAGGAUUCACGCAAGAGAAAGAAGGAAUACUUAGAUGGCUUGGAAGAGAGGUUAACAAACCAGGAUGUGGAAAUGGUCCUCCUGAGUACAGAUACAUCAACAUGCAUAUAGAAAACCGCA
This is a messenger RNA of Cryptotermes secundus, 456 nucleotides long. RefSeq names its product cyclic AMP-responsive element-binding protein 3-like protein 4. The record is from RefSeq and is a predicted model, not a curated record. Gene Ontology annotation, biological process: regulation of transcription by RNA polymerase II. Bases 169 to 447 code for a protein of 92 amino acids. The transcript is spliced from 3 exons. NCBI's taxonomy places the organism in Eukaryota, Metazoa, Arthropoda, Insecta, Blattodea, Kalotermitidae. Gene Ontology annotation, cellular component: nucleus. Gene Ontology annotation, molecular function: RNA polymerase II cis-regulatory region sequence-specific DNA binding; DNA-binding transcription factor activity, RNA polymerase II-specific.